This is a messenger RNA of Marmota monax (woodchuck), 1708 nucleotides long. RefSeq names its product proteasome 20S subunit beta 1 (gene Psmb1). Lineage: Eukaryota; Metazoa; Chordata; Mammalia; Rodentia; Sciuridae. Gene Ontology annotation, cellular component: proteasome core complex. Bases 57 to 779 code for a protein of 240 amino acids. The transcript has 6 exons. The record is from RefSeq and is a predicted model, not a curated record.
CCGACUUCCGGCCGGGCCGCCAUCUCGUCGUGAGACAGCACUAGCCGUGCCGCGCGAUGUCGUCCGCAGUCUCGCCCUGGGGUUGCGGCGGGCAGCCGGAGAUGGAGGCGCUGCGCGCCGCGGGUCCCUGGCGGCUGCGCUUCUCGCCCUACGCCUUCAACGGAGGUACUGUAUUGGCAAUUGCUGGUGAAGACUUUUCGAUUGUUGCUUCUGACACUCGGCUCAGUGAAGGCUUUUCUAUUCACACUCGGGACAGCCCCAAAUGUUACAAGUUAACAGACAAAACAGUCAUUGGAUGUAGCGGUUUUCAUGGAGACUGCCUUACCCUGACAAAGAUUAUUGAAGCAAGACUGAAGAUGUACAAGCAUUCCAAUAAUAAGGCCAUGACAACGGGGGCCAUUGCUGCGAUGCUGUCUACCAUCCUGUACUCAAGGCGCUUCUUCCCAUACUAUGUCUACAACAUCAUCGGUGGACUUGAUGAAGAAGGAAAAGGAGCUGUGUACAGCUUUGACCCAGUAGGCUCCUACCAGAGAGACUCCUUCAAGGCUGGAGGCUCAGCAAGUGCUAUGCUGCAGCCCCUGCUCGACAACCAGGUUGGUUUCAAGAACAUGCAGAAUGUGGAGCAUGUGCCAUUGUCUUUGGACAGAGCCAUGAGGCUGGUGAAAGAUGUCUUCAUUUCUGCAGCUGAGAGGGACGUAUACACCGGGGAUGCCCUCAGGAUCUGCAUUGUGACCAAAGAGGGAAUCCGGGAGGAGACUGUUCCCCUGCGGAAGGACUGAUGAUGGGCUGUCCCUGGGGGCUGUUGGGCAAGGUCUUUUUAUUGUGAAAGAACCCUAAAGUACCUGUUCUGUUAAAAUGUGCUUUAUCUAAGGAGACAGAUUUAGAAAGUAGAAUUUCUUCUUUCAUUUUCUUCAUUCUCCCCACACUUGCCUGUCAUCCAGAGGUGUUGCUGAAUUUUCCCUCAUAUUUAUCAGCAAGGAAUUUGGAGAAAUCUAUCUUAUUGGCUAGCUUAUCUAAGGAACUGGGCUCUUGGUGUUUAUUUAGUUUACCCACUCACCUGAAGGAACUUUUAAGACCUUUUUUUUUUUUUUUUUUUUUGCAGUGCUGGGGAUUGACCCCAAGUCCUCAUGCAUGCAAGGCAAGCACUCUACCUCUAGGCUACAUCCCCAGCCCUUGUAGGGAUAUUUAAACUGCCCAGAAGGGAUGUUGUUUAUCAGGGUUUUAUUAAAACUUCAAUGUAUACAAGUGAUAUAGCUUAAAAUUUUCAUGCCUGGGAUUAUUAAGCAGGCAAUCUGAGAAAGCUGUGCUGUAAAAAAAAAAAAAAAAAAAGUCUUGAACCAGAAUUUCUUAAAAAUUGUAAAAGUGAGAAGCCUUUUACGUGGGCUUUAGCCAGAAAUCUGGGAUUUUUUUUUUUUUUUUUUUUUUACCCCAGAUCUUAUUAAAUAACUAUUUGGCUAAUAAUUAUAAAAACUUUAAAUAGUAAUCCCAAAUAGUAGAAGGCAGUUUUGGAGUAGUCUCACAAGUGCUUUGGUAAUGUUACAAUAGAGAGAAGGCUCGGGUAGAGGUAAGUGGUGGAAUGCUUGCCUAGCAUGCCACAGGCCCAAACCUAGAAUCCCAGUAUCACAAAGAGAGAGAGGACCCUAGGUUUUGAUAGAGCUAAAGACUUUUUUGUCUAAGAACUGUAAAGUGCAUUUUAACUUUGUUUUUA